GCGCGCGUGGCCCGUCCGGGUCGGCGGCUGAGUCCCCUGCGCCGUCUGUCGCCUCCUUGCUGUCUGGGCUUCCGGCUCGCUCAGCCCUGCUCUCCUUCCCUUCCCUCUCUGUCCGUUCCUCUUCUCUGCAGGCCUCAGGACCCUCCGGAGACGGGCGAACCACAGAAAAACCAUCUGUGGUUCUGUUGCGCCAUGUGUGGCAUUUGGGGCCUCUUUGGCAGUGAUGACUGCCUUUCGGUGCAGUGUCUGAGUGCUAUGAAGAUUGCACACAGGGGUCCAGAUGCAUUCCGUUUUGAGAAUGUCAAUGGCUACACCAACUGCUGCUUUGGAUUUCACCGGUUGGCGGUGGUUGAUCCUCUAUUUGGAAUGCAGCCAAUUCGAGUGAAGAAGUAUCCUUAUUUGUGGCUCUGUUACAAUGGUGAAAUCUACAACCACAGGGCGAUGCAACAGUAUUUCGAAUUUGAGUACCAGACCAAUGUGGAUGGAGAGAUAAUUCUUCAUCUGUACGCCAAAGUAGGAAUUGAGAAAACAAUUUGUAUGUUGGAUGGGGUGUUUGCGUUUAUUUUACUGGACACUGCCAAUAAGAAAGUGUUCUUGGGCAGAGAUACCUAUGGAGUCCGACCUUUGUUUAAAGCCAUUACAGAAGAUGGAUUCCUGGGUGUGUGUUCAGAAGCUAAAGGUCUUGUUACACUGAAGCACUCCAUGACUCCAUUUUUAAAAGUGGAGCCGUUUCUUCCAGGACACUAUGAAGUUCUGGAUUUAAAACCAAAUGGCAAAGUGGCUUCGGUGGAAAUGGUUAAAUUUCAUCACUGUACGGAUGAACCUGCGCAUGCCAUCCAUGACGGAGUAGGGAAACUUUCUCCAGGUUUUGAGAUAGAAAUUGUGAAGAGCAACCUCCGUGUCCUUUUUAACAAUGCUGUUAAGAAGCGGUUGAUGACAGAUAGAAGGAUUGGCUGCCUUUUAUCAGGGGGCUUGGAUUCCAGCUUGGUUGCUGCCACUCUGUUGAAGCAACUGAAAGAGGCCCAAGUACAGUAUCCUCUCCAGACAUUUGCAAUUGGCAUGGAAGACAGCCCUGAUUUACUGGCUGCUAGAAAAGUGGCAAAUCAUAUUGGAAGUGAACAUCAUGAAGUCCUCUUUUCCUCUGAGGAAGGUAUUCAGGCCUUGGAUGAAGUCAUAUUUUCCUUGGAAACCUAUGACAUUACAACAGUUCGAGCAUCAGUAGGUAUGUAUCUAGUUUCUAAGUAUAUUCGGAAGAAUACAGAUAGCGUGGUGAUCUUCUCUGGAGAAGGAUCCGAUGAACUGACUCAGGGCUACAUAUACUUCCACAAGGCCCCUUCUCCAGAAAAGGCCGAAGAAGAGAGCCAGAGGCUUCUGAAGGAACUGUAUUUGUUUGAUGUUCUCCGUGCUGACCGAACUACUGCUGCCCACGGCCUUGAACUGAGAGUUCCAUUUCUGGAUCAUCGGUUUUCUUCCUAUUACUUGUCUCUGCCACCAGAAAUGAGGGUUCCAAAAAAUGGGAUUGAAAAGCAUCUCCUGAGAGAGGCAUUUGAAGACUCCAACCUGAUACCUAAAGAAAUUCUUUGGCGACCAAAAGAGGCCUUCAGUGAUGGGAUAACCUCAGUCAAGAAUUCCUGGUUUAAGAUUUUACAGGAGUUUGUUGAACAUCAGGUUGAUGAUGCAACAAUGGCAGCUGCAGCCCAGAAGUUUCCCUUCAAUACCCCCAGAACGAAGGAAGGCUGUUACUACCGCCAGAUCUUUGAACGCCACUACCCAGGCCGGGCUGGCUGGCUGACCCACUACUGGAUGCCCAAGUGGAUCGGUGCCACUGACCCUUCGGCCCGCACGCUGGCCCAUUACAAGUCAGCCACUAAAGCUUAGGUGCUCCCUCUCCAUGCUGGGGGCAGGAAGCAGACGUCUCUUCCUGCUGUGGUGGUGGGGAAGUGGGGGGUGGAUAGAGGACCCGUAGGAGUCAAACACUCAGGCUUCCUUGAGCUUGACAAAAAUAAAAGUCAUACAUCUAAAAUCUAAAA
Fukomys damarensis (Damara mole-rat) is the source of this 2030-nucleotide messenger RNA. RefSeq names its product asparagine synthetase (glutamine-hydrolyzing) (gene Asns). The transcript is spliced from 12 exons. The record is from RefSeq and is a predicted model, not a curated record. Gene Ontology annotation, cellular component: cytosol. NCBI's taxonomy places the organism in Eukaryota, Metazoa, Chordata, Mammalia, Rodentia, Bathyergidae. The coding region runs from base 193 to 1878 and encodes 561 amino acids. Gene Ontology annotation, molecular function: asparagine synthase (glutamine-hydrolyzing) activity.